UUUGUAUCUAUAAGACACUGGCAAACAGAUUUCAUCACUAACCCUCAUUGUAAGUUCUAUUUCCUUCCAUUUCCUCAAGCAUUAACUCAAGUUAAACCAUGAAGUUGAUAAAGGUAUUCUUAGUUCUAGCAGUGGCAAUGGCCUUAAUCAUCGGCAUCGCCACCGCAACAACGCCGAGCAAAGAAGAUGAAGAAGAAGAAGAAGUAGAUGAUGAUGCCAUGGAAGUGCCUGUAGAGGUGUUCGACCCUUUCAACCAUUCCUUGCCUGAAAGCGAACAACCAUCAUCUUCUACUUCUCUAAGGGGAAUUGGUCGAUUCCUGAGACAAACGAGUAGCCCCAGGCAGCAGAUGACUUGCAACAGAUACCCUAGAAUAUGCAGAGCAAAAGGUAGCCCAGGACCCGAUUGCUGCAAGAAGAAUUGUGUAAAUGUGUACACAGACCGAUUAAAUUGUGGGAUUUGUGGGAAGAAGUGCAAUUACAACGAGAUAUGUUGCAGAGGUAAAUGUGUCAACCCAUCAUUUGAUAAGAAGAACUGCGGGCUAUGCAACAAUAGGUGCAAGAAGGGGAGAUCAUGUGUAUUAGGGUUAUGCAACUAUGCUUAGA
Molecule: messenger RNA, 603 nt
Organism: Telopea speciosissima
Lineage: Eukaryota; Viridiplantae; Streptophyta; Magnoliopsida; Proteales; Proteaceae
Product: stigma-specific STIG1-like protein 1
Exons: 1
Coding region: 99-602 (167 amino acids)
Source: RefSeq, a predicted model, not a curated record